Messenger RNA from Fonsecaea erecta, 867 nucleotides. RefSeq lists its product as hypothetical. The transcript has 6 exons. The record is from RefSeq and is a predicted model, not a curated record. Gene Ontology annotation, molecular function: acetate transmembrane transporter activity. Lineage: Eukaryota; Fungi; Ascomycota; Eurotiomycetes; Chaetothyriales; Herpotrichiellaceae. Bases 1 to 867 code for a protein of 288 amino acids. Gene Ontology annotation, cellular component: plasma membrane.
AUGGGGACUAACGGACAACGAUAUAGUGGCACUGAAAACACCUUGCAGGGAGGUACAUCAGCAGAGGACUAUGUCCAGGACCAACGAAAUGAGUACUUGACCCGCUACCAGACAGCGUCAAGCGUGGUCAUUCCAAGAGAAGUCUUUGAAUCGAUGUAUCUGAGCCCUUAUACACAGAGGCUUGGACAUCUCCGAAGCACAUUUGCAAACCCUACCCCCAUGCCUUUGAUGGGAUUCUUGAUCGCGUCUAUGCCUCUGGGAUGUAAUCUUAUGGGCUGGCGAGGCUCUGGCGGUGGCGGCGCUGCGAUAAUAGGGCUGUUCUUUUUCUUCGGCGGCAUGCUCCAAGUGCUCGGCUCCGUGCUGGAGUUCAUCAUUGGCAAUACCUUUCCAUUCGUCGUAUUCGCCUGCUACGGCGCCUUCUGGCUGGCAAUGGGGGCCACGUUGCAACCCGACUUCAACGCACAGGCUUAUUACACCACUCACGCUGGUGGGACGGAACAGUUCUACUCCAGCUUCGCGUUCUUCUUCAUGGUCAUGGCUCUCGUGACGUUCUUCUUCCUGGUGGCUUCUCUCCGGACGAACAUCACGUUUGUGUUGGUCUUCGUCUUCAUCGACCUCGCCUUCAUCAUGUUGAUGGCCACCUAUUGGACGCUGGCUGAAGGCAAGACGGCCAUUGCCGGAAAAUGUCAGAAGGCGGCGGGAGCAUUCGUCUUCGUCUUCUGCGUCUUCGGCUGGUACCUCUUCUUCACCAUGAUCCUGAACGCCGUCGACUUCCCGUUCAACCUCCCCACGGGGGACCUGAGCACCAAGAUCAAAGGCGCCUCGGAGAAGAAGGAGAAGACGGCGGAGACGAAAGAGCAGGCCUAG